AUGACCGGUGGCAAUAAAGAAGAUGCAAGGCCUCAGAAGAUCGCGCCGGAGGGUUCGUAUAUAUCUGGUACGGUGAAGGUGCCCCAGAAACCUACCCCGAAGGUGCCUCAUGCAUCGGCUACGGAGGCGGAGGUUACAUCACCUGACAAGUCCUUCGAAGAUCUACCAUCUGCCGGAAGCGAGCCUUCCAUUCAACACCAUGCUUUCCAAGACAACCUAUUGUCGAGAAGUCCAUCCUUCAAUUCUACUGCUGCUCGGCCAUCCAAGGACAGCAGCUCUAGCGACUCUCACGCUUCUCAUAAGUACGAGGAUCGCCCUGAUGAGACCAAGGCGGCACACGUCUCGACACCCUCUUUCCGCCCAGGUGAAGCUGGAAGGCUACCUUCAUCUGAUGUGAAGGUAUCUGUUGUCGACAUUCCCUACAAGACUGGUAACCAAACUGAUCAACAUCUUCCUCAAGGUCAAACAUCAAAAACUGAGGGUCUCUAUGGUUCGCCGAUUGCUCUUCCCAUUAGCAAUCUUAACUAUGCCAACGGUCAAUAUGGUCAACCCCCUCUUCAAGCUCCCACUGUGGACCAUGCCAACGGUCAAUAUGGUCAACCCCCUCUUCAAGCUCCCACUGUGGACCAUGCCAACGGUCAAUAUGGUCAACCCCCUCUCCAAGUUCCCACUGUGGACUAUGCCAACGGUCAAUAUGGUCAAUAUCCUCUUCAACGUCUUCAUCUGGGCCCGGUCAACGCUCAGUGUGGACAUUAUCCUGUUCAAGUCCCCUACGGUCCUCUCUCCAUCCCCUACGUUGGCUCCGAUCUCCCAGUAUCGACUGACGCUCGAGGUGAUGGUCGACGUGGUCUAAGUUUCUACCCAGCCUCUCACAGUCGUCCUGCUGUGAUGGGAAAUGUCUAUGGUGCCACAUCGUCGCUUCCGUGGCAGGAGUACGGUAAUGGUCCUCUGCCGGUGCCUCCGCUAACCGGCCAGAAUCCUAGUUGUGCUCCACCAUCUAGGGCACCAGUCCCAUUCCAGGAUAUCGGCUACGGCACUACUGGUCCACAUCCACAAUAUGCACUGUAUGGUCCUCCACCGCAGCUAGGGCAUCAAGGAACGGUACCUGCGCAGGUUCCUACCCACCAUCACAAUCCCUUGGCAGGGGGUGACUACUCUGGUGUCCAUCAGUUCUCUGGUCAAUCGUACAACCCGUAUGCUAAGGAAUUCCUCACCGAGAGUCAGUUGAGAGAUACCAAUCGACGGGUCGAGUCUCUCAUCGCCUUAUGGCGCAAAGAUCACCAGCCAUUCACAGGCGGGCAAGGAUCCAGUGUACCCAAACUCAUACAUGAUUGGACGACCUUUUGCUCUACGCAAUGGUUGGGUGUGACUGAUCCACCAGCGGUUCGAGCAUUCAUGGGUGGUGCUCUCUCCGUGAAGCUUAGCGCAGAUAUUAAGGCGGCAUACGAGUCUUGCCGUGUGGCAGACUUCUGCUCUCGGUCUUACCAUCACUCCUUGAUGCACUAUGCUUUGGCGUACAUCCGAGCUCAUCAUUCGGCACCAGUCUCAGCUACCCAUAUUCUACAGAAGUUCCUGGCCAACAAGCAGAAUGGUCGUCCAUUGUCUGUUUUCCUUGACGAGAUCGAGACGGCUACUUGGGAGAUGCGUUUCAUCUUCGAGAGCAACCAGCAUGCUCCACUUGAUAUCGGCUAUAUCGCUAGCAGCAUCAUCAUCGGCUUGGACGAGCCUCACAAUGGUACGUUCUAUGAUGAGAUUAAGUCUCGGUAUGGUGAGGGUAUGCCCAAUACGUUUGAUGGCUUGGCAGACGUCCUUCGAGCUCUACGACGAAGGGUCUUCGUGUUGAGCACUGGUAUGAGUACGGGUCUCAAAAAAUCUGUUCCACAACAUCAAUUACAACCUUUGGUCAACCAGGUCUCUGCCGUUCCGGGAGGUUCCACAGCAUCUGUGAAGACGUUGGAAGGGGCUGAAGAUCCUCCCCAACAACAUUCUGAUCAUCGGAAGAAGCAGUCUAAGUCCGACUUCUGUAAACGGUGCUAUAAGGGAGCUCACUCGGAGGAGGCAUGUACUGCUGAUGAGCCCAAAGACCUUUCCGUCCGGUGCCGUUGUGGUAGUCGCCGACAUGCAGUCGAUAAAUGCCCUCUGGAUCAAGCUAAGGUCAAGUGCUCUCGAUGUCUCGGCGCUGAAGGCCUCCCGCAACAGCAACCUCACAGGAGUGGCGUCUGUCCCUACUCUCUGCAGCAGAUCCAAAAAGCUGGCUCUGGCGGUCAAUCGGCUACGGCUAAGGCUGUCAAUCCCUCCCCGGCUGCUGCUCACGCCAAGUCCGUGCUGAUUGUUGAUGGUCAUGUCACUGGAGGAUCGCACGGUGCACAACCUCACAUACCCUACCCCGAGAUCUAUGCCGUCGACAUCGGCGCACAAGUUAAGCUGAGCUCAGUGGCUGUCUCCCAAGAGCUCCGCUCCCCUAUAUCUGUCGCCUAUCCAGAUUGUGCGGCAUCGGUGACUGCGUCUUGCUUGUGGGACUCGGGUGCAACGGCAACGCUCGUCAGAAGAGACGUCAUUCAACUCCUCGAUGAGAGAAGCCAACUCCCUGCCUUGAGCAGGGUCAUGAGUGUGAGCCCGACAGUGGGAUCAACGCCUACAACAGAAGCCAUCCUUGCUGAUAAUCGCACGAGGAUCUCUAUACAGGGCACGUGCAGGCUAAGAUUAGCUACACGCAAUGCCACGGCUGAACUCGACGUCUUCAUUGUGGACCAGUUGGGCUGUCCCAUCAUCCUCGGUGUCCCGACUCUGGCUGCCCUCCGGGUGACCCUAUCCUUCAGCGACAGCAGUAUAUCCAUCACGACUGGACAACAACCACGGGAGUCGUCCACAUUACCCAUCGUAGGACAGUCUGCUACUAUGGAAGUCGCCAGUCUGAACGCUGAGACCAGCUCUAUCCAGACGGUACCCGAUCUACCACCCUCUCAGCUCUCUGCUGUGCUACACCAAAGACUUCUUCCAUGCACUACCCCUUCGGACUGCAUCACUAUUGAGACUACACGUUCAGGUCGGUACGCCGUGAACUUCAAGUCGGACAAGCUUGAGAAGGUUGCCGGGUCCGGCUGGUCAGCUACGGUAGCAAGAGCCAGGAGGUGUACCAGUCGCAAGUCAGGGUCUGAGCUCAGACUUAUCCAACAAGCCCUUGACAAGCUCAAAGCGUCUCACGGUGUCAGUACAUUGACUCUGCGCUCAUUGUCUGUUCCUCCACCGAAGAGUGCGAUCGCUAAACUGUACUCUGGUAACGAGCUCAUCAAGCACACGCACUUAUGUCAGGGUGACUGGCUUCACAGACAUCAUCCCGUCUUUGUCCCUAGCCAAUUCGUCCUCAAGCCCUCUAGUGUAAGCACCCCAUGCAGGAUAGUCUUCGACUGUCGUGAAGUCAAUAAAGUUCUCUCUAAGCCCAACACUACCCGCUGGGAUCUACUUCACUACCUCACCUACUCGUGCACCGUCCCUGUGGUGAGCUAUGGGGACUUAGCCAAAGCCUUCAACCAGGUUUUGCUUACUUCACGCUCUGCUGGGACCUGCUGCACUGUAUUGAGGAGCCCUGACUCUGGUCUGUUCACUCUCGUGGUAUGGUGUGUCAUGCCUUUCGGUGCAUCACCUAGUCCCGGCGGCUUGGAACUGUCGACGGCCUACAUUGCACUCGAGAGUCGCGAUCUUUAUAGCCAACUGGCACCAAGAUUUGAUGACGUCUCUCCCAAUGGGACCUUACGGCUCCCUGAGUUCUAUCAACAUCGAGACUUCGACCAUGCACGCCCAGUUCUUGAGUCUGCCUUCAACGACUCCCCAGAGAUUCGUUCGGCACUCUCUGCUACUCUCCCGGAAGAUUUGGGAUGGAGAGACUAUGUCGAUGAUUGGUCAUGGGGCCUAUACCACGUGCGGCAAUUGCACUGGGCGAAGUCCGUCUUCACAGGAGUCGCUCGGUUCCGUGGGUUUUCCUAUGCCGAGGGUAAAGAGAACGACUCCUGGCAGGUAGGAUCUGAUGCACCCCUACUGGGCUACCACCUUCGUGAUGAUCGGCUCUGCACUGUCAUCGACGUACCCGAUCUUGCGUUCGGAGCCACGAAGAGAGAUGUGAGCAAGUGUCUAUCAUCUCACUAUGAUCCUCUCGGACGACACAUCGAGCUCAGCAUGUACAGCAGGGGUAUUUGGCGUCGUGUGGUCUCAUCGAUAAACACAUCAGCUGUGGCUACUGACCUGUCUUGGCGAUGCCGAGUGUCAACAGAACUCAUCGAGGAGGUGAAUGAUUGGCUUCGACUCGCACGAGCUGCCCCACCUACGCCUCGAUAUAUUCCACUCCACUCCGGCCCAUUCUGCGAUAUCCCUUGCUGUAUUGCUAUCUCUUGUGAUGCUAGCAACGCUGCCUGGGCAACGGAUACUCGCUCCAGGUUAGGUGGUGGUCCACUGAGCCCAAGGUUGAGAGGCCGUGGUGGUAUGUUCCCUGCACCCGCAUGUGUAUCGACUAGUUCCCUGUCGGCAGAGGCCACGAUCCCUCGCAAGGAGCUCCACGCCCUGGUACAGGCCGCAGCCGAAGCUCACUACUUGUGCUCGACCCUUGGCCUGGACAGGCGCCUUGGUACUGAGAUCUAUAUCAUGAGUGACAGCCUCAUCAAUAUACAGAGACUGUCAUGGCUCGCCGGUAAGAGCAAGGACGCUGCCUCUGUUCACAUCGGCAAGAAGGGCAAACACAGAUUCUCAGAGAACGAUCUCAACAAGCUCAUUCAAGUGCGAGAACACCUGUGGAGGUGUGUUAUACCGGUAACUAUCAUCCAUGUACCGUCCGCUCUCAACUUGGCCGAUAAUGCAUCAAGAUGCUUACCAGUCUCCCCUACAAGCUCACAGCUCAGACUACUCGAGCUCCUCCUGGAUCGACCCUUUGAGCGUCCACGUUAUGUCCCACCUAGUGGUCCUGACGAGAAAAUCGACGACCUGUCCGAUGCGGUACCGGCGUGUGGUGAAGAUGAGCUCUUCGAUGACGGAGACGAGCCGACGUUAUUCAUCGGGGCCAUCCAUGAUAAUGCGCGGCCCGGCGCCAUACCUCCUCCUUUCCAGCAAGACGAUUCGCUGCCCGUGUUCUCCGCUGAGGAAGAGGAGAGUCUCGACACCGAGCUUCAGAGGUUAGUCAGUCUCGAUGCUUUCUACUCGGCUAUAGUUUCCUAUCUCAAGGAUGGCACUGUCAACCCUCCCUUUUCUCCGGCUCGGAUAAGACGUGUAUCUGCCUGUUAUCAACUCGAUGACCGCAAUCGGCUCUACAAAGUCACCCUCCAAACCCCCACGGGGGAUAUUAUCCGACAACGCGUGGUAGUCGCCACGGGUGCUGGCCGCAAGCUCACCUAUCGUCUGGUGGUCACUAAGCACAUUCUGUGGAAUCACUUGGGUACCAAGAAGCUCACCCUGAAGCUUGCUCGUGAGUAUUUCUGGAAGCGGAUGGAGGCCAGUGUGAGAUCUGCGGUUGCCACCUGCCUACCCUGUGUACGAGCUAAUGCCACCAGGAGGUUUCGGUCAUCCGCUGGAGUGAGGAAUGUUCAGAGCUUGAGGCCCUUUAUGGUGGUCGGCAUCGAUUUGUACCUGCCUGGCCUACGAUCCGAUGACAGAGAGCACAGGAAUAGAUCCCCUGGUACUGACGUUACAGCUAUGCUACUGAUAACAUGUACGGCUACUGGUUUCAUCAAAGCGUGUGUCAUCCGAGGAUCGGUAACGGCCCAGACCGUCUGUGAGUGCUUGGAGGCCACCUUCUCCAGUUCUAUCUUUCCAAGUAUUGUCCUGUCGGAUAAUGACGCCAAAUUCUGCGCCCAGGUGACUCAAAGAUGGUGUCGUAGUCGGCACAUUGUCCAUUGCUUCGCUCCUGUCUAUAGUCCUCUAUUGUGCCUAUGGGAGCGCGGUCAUAGGGAAGUUACGAAACUGCUUCGUGCAUGCGUUGAGGACAAGAUCAAUUACGGCGAAAAAGCCUGGCAUACCAUUGUACUGGAGUGUGUGAACGUCUUGAACGGCUCCCCUUACGGCUCUACAACUUGGCUCUCUCCGAGGAUGUUGGCCUUCCCCUACUUCUCUGAGUCUGAGUAUUAUGGGGGGGACCCCUCUACUGACGAGAUUCUCAACAAGAUGUCGAUGUUCACAAGCCCAGCAGAGGCGAAGAAGCUCCGAGAUGAAGGACGCUCAUCCUAUCGACUCAAGCUCCUUCACUACCUCCAGCAUUGGGAGACCUACCGUCAAGCUUCCCGGGCACGAGUUCUAGCUGACCAGGGGCGUGAGUGUGACCUGCAGGCCAACGACCAGGUUUACCAUCUUACGAAUGCGUCAGCAUCAGCUAAGCUCGCGUCACGUGUCCAGGGUCCCUAUAAGGUCGAUUCACUCGAGCCGGGCCGUGCGACUGCGAUUCUUUCCAGCCCAAACGGUUCUAAGUUCCGUGCGUGGGUUGGCAACCUGAUAAAGGUCCCUUCCAAUGAGUUCGUGGAUUCGGUGCCGACAACGCCACCUUGCCCGUGGAGCUUAGAUGGGUUGCCUCCGGUGGCGGUGCUCCCUCCUCCACCUCGACCUGUCCCGACGUGGCCGCCUACCUUCCUUACUAACUCUACGACGAGUACAUCGACUACGAUGCCACCCAAUAAUGCUAUGUCGGCUAACUCUUCCUCACCAGUUCUGCCAGUGGUUUCAGCUCCACUUCAGGAGUCGUCAACUACUGCACAGCCUCAAUCCUACAAUCCUAACGCGAUGUGGCCCUUCAACGACUCCGAUACCGUCGCUGCCUCUUCCUUGGAGCCUAACAGUGCCUGUCCUCCGACGACUGAAGAUAUGGAGGUUGUCAUCCCGGAUUAUCUACCUCUUUGA
Perkinsus marinus ATCC 50983 is the source of this 6870-nucleotide messenger RNA. Its product is annotated as gag/pol/env polyprotein, putative. Gene Ontology annotation, molecular function: nucleic acid binding. Gene Ontology annotation, biological process: DNA integration. The transcript has a single exon. Lineage: Eukaryota; Perkinsozoa; Perkinsida; Perkinsidae. The record is from RefSeq and is a predicted model, not a curated record. The coding region runs from base 1 to 6870 and encodes 2289 amino acids.